Molecule: messenger RNA, 1926 nt
Organism: Sphenostylis stenocarpa
Lineage: Eukaryota; Viridiplantae; Streptophyta; Magnoliopsida; Fabales; Fabaceae
Source: the annotation of a GenBank genome assembly
AUGGGCAUGUGUGUGAUUGUUGAUGGGGAGAGUGAUGUAGUUUCUGCAAAGGGGGCAGGUAGCAUGGUUGUCGAACCAGGGAACAAUGCAAUGAAGGUGAAAUUUGUGGUGGCAUCCCGAGAUUCGGCACAGACACACUGCACAACAAUCUCCUUCUCCACCACUGUAAUUACUGUCAUGCACUUCAUCAUUGUGCAGAAAGGUUUGGAUUUUGAAAGCAAGAGCAAUGGCUGUGAGUGUGAGUACGAAGAUGAGGGUGGUGAGAUAACAAAUGCGCAACUAUCCUUCCGUUAUUCUCUGACGCUCAAGGCCCCAAUGCCAUAUCAUGCGCCUAAAGGGUUCUGGAUUUGCUUCGACAGCCUUAGAUAUAGAAAGGGUGCUAAGUUGAAUGUGAUUAAGGCUGUUGCCACGUUCGAACCUAACACUCUCGCUGCAAAACCACAUUCCAACCACUUGGAUGUUGUUCCUCUAUCUCCUACUGCUUUUGACCUUCAAUUCUCUGAUCAACAAACACCACAACCUCAAACUGAUGAGAGGGAGAAGUUGAGAAGAACGCGGAUUUCCAAUGCUAAUAAAGGCAACACGCCCUGGAACAAGGGAAAAAAGCACACUCCUGAGACUUUGCGCAAAAUCAAAGAGCGAACAAGGCUCGCGAUGCAGAACCCUAAGAUCAAAAUGAAGCUGAGGAAUCUCGGCCACGCACAAACUAGAGAAACAAGAAUGAAGAUUGGUGUUGGAGUGAGAAGGCGGUGGCAAAAGAGGCGAGAAAAGAAGAUGGCGGAGGAGUUUUGCUACUUUGAGUGGAAAAAUUUAAUUGCAGAAGCUUCUAGACAAGGCUAUGUUGGUGAGGAAGAGCUUCAGUGGAAUUCUUAUGAAACCUUGGCUGAACAGCUGGAGAAGGAGUGGUUGAUGAGUGUUGAACAAAGGAAACAAAUGAUAAAGACACCAGGUGGCAAAAGAGCACCCAAGUCCCCUGAGCAGAGAAGGAAAAUUGCAGAAGCUAUCACGGCAAAAUGGGCUGAUCCUGAAUACCGUCAAAGAGUUUAUUCUGCAUUGUCCAAGUAUCAUGGCACUCAAGUUGGAGCUGAAAAGAAACCUAGAAGAAGGCCAAGUGAUGGUACCCAACCUGCCAAGAAGAAACCUACAAAAAAACGAGAGACUGAUACUAGUUUUCGUGUUAAGAGUGUCACUAAAACCUGUAAGCCUAUCCUGUUGAAAAAAAGUAAAUCCCCAGCCUACAAGGAUCCUUUGGUGAAUUCUAAGCUUGAAAUGAUUAGGAAUAUUAGAGCACAGAGAGCUGCUGCUGCGGAAACCGCACAAACUCAAGCCAUUGAACGAGCAAGACUACUUAUUGCUGAAGCUGAGAAAGCUGCCAAUGCACUGGAGGUUGCGGCGACAAAGAGUCCUAUUGCACAGUCUUCUUUGAUAGAAACCAGAAAGCUAAUAGCUGAAGCUAUUCAUUCACUUGAAUCGAUUGAUACACAAGCUAUUACUGAUGAUACUGUUCCUCCCGUUGGUUUGAGUGAGGUCAAUGAGGGAAAAGAAUCAGCAUUUAAAGUUCUAAAUGAAUCAAAAAUGGCCCAAGUAAAUGGACGCACAACAUUAUCAUCAAGGGACUAUAAGUUCUCUGAAGAUUUUAGCAAACUUUACUUGGAGAAGCCAGUUAAUGGUGAACCUGAACUUCUCCUAACCAAUGGCUGCGCAUCCUUACCUUUUAGUUUGAAUAGCCAGAUAAGCGAAUCUAGUCCAUCAAAUCAACAAAGGGAAGCUGAACAGGAUCAGAAAAGUGAAUACGAAACAGAAUCUGCUCCAACAGUGGUGGGAAUUCAGUCUCUUGAAAACGAGACAUUGCCUAGAUCACCUAUCGUAGUAGCUAAAAAGUGGGUUCGCGGAAGGCUCGUUGAAGUGGCUGAAGAGAAAGAAUGA